Molecule: messenger RNA, 1561 nt
Organism: Odocoileus virginianus texanus
Lineage: Eukaryota; Metazoa; Chordata; Mammalia; Artiodactyla; Cervidae
Gene: ZFAND2A
Product: zinc finger AN1-type containing 2A
Biological process (GO): proteasome-mediated ubiquitin-dependent protein catabolic process; protein targeting to ER
Cellular component (GO): cytoplasm; endoplasmic reticulum
Molecular function (GO): zinc ion binding
Source: RefSeq, a predicted model, not a curated record
GCAGGGCCCCCGUGUCCCAGCACACCGGGGCUCUUGCUCCGCGGACGCAGCGCCGACAGCGCGACCACGGAGGGAUCGAGGUGACGUUUUACUCUGCCGUCUGUGUUUUGGACACGUUCUUACAAUGGAGUUCCCUGAUUUGGGGAAGCACUGUUCAGAAAAAACGUGCAGGCAGCUAGAUUUUCUUCCGUUAAAAUGUGACGCGUGUAAACAAGAUUUCUGUAAAGAUCAUUUUACCUACGCUGCACAUAAGUGUCCCCUUGCAUUCACCAAGGAUGUUCGGGUCCCGGUGUGCCCACUCUGUAACAGCCCCGUCCCAGUGAAGAAGGGGGAGAUCCCUGACGUGGUGGUCAGUGCGCACAUGGACGGAGAAUGUCGGCGUCCUCCCGGGCAGGAGACGGCGAAGGUGUUCACGUUCCGCUGCUCCAGAGAGGGCUGCAGGAGGAGGGAGAUGCUGCGGGUGGCGUGUGAGGAGUGCCGCGGCAGCUUCUGCCUCCAGCACAGACACCCUCUGGACCACGGCUGCGCCCGCGGAGGCCGCCCCGCCAGCUCAGCCGGGUGCUUGGAUCCCGGGCCAUCGGGGGCUUCCCGCGAGGGGCUGGGCGGCUGGCUGGCCCGGCACUUCAGAUUCAAAGUAAAGCCAUGACGUGAUUGAUCCUGCCCAGACUGGCCUGUUCUCGUAUGUUACCUGCACUUUGCGGGUAACUUUAUGCCCCAGCAGGUCCCUGCUUCCCACACGAGCAGGUCUGGCCUGGGUGUCCGUCAAGGGGCUUCUGUCACUCAAACCAUCGACAGCGGGUCACACGACAUCUUCCCCGUGCGGCUGCUGUGGUGAUCGGCCAUCGAUCCCAGGUGGACGGGGACUGCCUGCCCCGUAGGGGUCCUUGUCCAGGUGGCCCACCGCUCUUGCUGCACCGGGAGGAUAGCCGUGACCCUCUGGUUGCAGGCGUUGCGGUGACGCCAGGAGACUCUUGCCUCGCGGGGCUUCGGGAGCCAGGAAAGCCGAUGGAGAGGAUGCAGUCUGGUUGGGUCCCCAUCAUAACCCACGGAGCACACAGCCUGGAUGCCAGACAAAAACCCGCACAGCUACCCCUUGUUUUCUGGGUCUAGAGCCUCAGGAUAUGAUGGAGGGGCGGUGUGUUGGGGUCCUAGUCCGCAGGUGGGUGAUGCGGCUGUUUGUGGCCUCAUCUGGUUAGUGGUGGCAGGUCUAGGCUGCUGGCUCUCUAGAUGUGCCAGGGCUGCCCCCGCCGCAUUCCUGAUGUUGUGGGCCUCCGGGCCACGUGCACAAAGCGCUUCCCGGGGUCCGGGUCCACUGGCGGCCACUAGCUGGUGUUCGGAAGCACCGGUGAGUGUCGGGGACUGGAGUGUGUGUUUCUCAACUGCGAGGUUCAUGGUGUCUGUACACAGGUCAGGUCUUCCUCAGGAGAGGUUAAUGUCCAAACUGAGACUCGGUAGCGCUGGAUUUUGAAGACAAUACCAAAAAAAAAAAGUCUUGUUACAAAUAUUUACUGGUUGAAAUAGUAUUUUGGAUACAAUGGAUUAAAUAAAGUAUUAAAAUGAA